Molecule: messenger RNA, 1797 nt
Organism: Fomitopsis serialis
Lineage: Eukaryota; Fungi; Basidiomycota; Agaricomycetes; Polyporales; Fomitopsidaceae
Exons: 6
Coding region: 1-1797 (598 amino acids)
Source: RefSeq, a predicted model, not a curated record
AUGUCGUAUCGCAGGUCCCUCUCGUCACCGGGGCUGCUGCCUCCUCGUUCUCUUCUUCGCAAUGCUGCCUCUCUGACCGCCCUCGUAGUCCCCUACAUCGCGGGGAAAGAGGAGGCAGGCUCUGAUUCUGCUCGAUCUGAGCAUUCGACCUCAGACAGCGAAUCUGCAACGUCUGAGACAGCGCGCUCACUUUCCGCUCCUUCUCCAGGCUCCUCUCAGGUCAUCUAUCCUCCUCCCGACCGGCAGCUUCGCCCCGACCUGCAGCUUAGCCCCGUCCCGUUGCUUAGCAAGGUCUUCGGGAAGAAGGCCAUUCGGAGCCCGCUUUGGCCUGAACUUUACGAUUUCGAGCGCGUGAGGUAUCUCGAGGGCAAGUUGGGGCGUGAACUGACAACUGAACCUCAGGAGGUCGAGAUCACCCAGGACGAGUGGAAGGAUCUAGUAGUCUACCUGAACGAGCACGGCAUUCUUCUGAAAUUCUUCAGUUUUCACUACAACUCCCGAACACUCAAACUCUACAUGGCGUCUGUGUCUGGAGCCCACCAACGGGUGAUCCUCGAGUUCUGGGACUUAUCUCAGAUGCUAUUCGACAUUUGCGUCCUCCGCGGCAACCGUUACAAGAUCAUCCUCGGUGGCGAACACAUGAAGACCAUCGCGGGCCCCAUCAUGGACCCUUACCAGAUAAUCUCCACCAUUCACAUUCCAGAUAUCGUGAUCAAGAUCGUGUACAAAGACGGCGAGUAUGAGGUGGGGGUGAUAGAGGUGGGGUUCACGGAGCCGUGGGACAGUUUCAAGGGACGCAUGCGGGGGUACCGUUUUGUCUCCACCCGGAAAGACAACUCACACACUUGGCCGGUCUUCGUGGGCGGCAUCAAGAUGUUCGAGCACACGAGGUUCAGGAGACCCAAAGUGACCACACUUAGCUCGACUGAGCUGGAUGAGUGGAGGGUCCUUCCGCUCACAGACCUCGCCGAGCUCCCUGAGGAGCAGGCUGUGCCCGAGGGUGGCGAGGUCGACGACGAGGAUGUGGACAAGAUAGCCGAGCCCGCUCCAGGCGGGCCCGAGUACGCCUUGACACGCUGCAUCGUGGCGAAGGGGCGCGUUUGGUGUGGCGAGCUAUCUGCGUGGUUUGUCUUGUUUGAAGUCUCAAGAUAUCUGUCGGACGAGGAGCGCACUGUCAUCAACGAGGGACUGACCUCCGGUUUAAGCCUCGAGGAAUGGGCACGCUUGGGUUAUGCUUUGCCCAUGAUCGACAACUACAAGAAUUACCCCAAGCAGCCCUACGAGUUGUUCUGCUGGCGAUACCGCCGGAUCUUCGGCAGGGCACGCUUCGAAAUGUGGAGGCACGGCUUCAAGGACUGGAACCGGUACAAGGCCAAACACACCGAUGACGAACUCUUCAGGACUGCAGAGGACGUCGAGCGCGACUUCAACUUCACUGCUCUCGGCACUCAAAUGAAGUUUGAGAGAGACAACGGUCUCCCUGAGAGCUUCAAGCUCCCCUUCGACGACAUCGUCGAAUCCAUCCGUCACGGCGCCAUGUGCUGUGCACGCCAGCGUUUGGAGACCUUUCAAAGGCUCCUUCCCGGAGAGCCCGGAUUCGCACACACGUCACUCGGGGAUGGGGAUUUCGUGAUCGACACGAGCCUGGAGACCGACGAGGAGAUUGACACCAUGGUAGCGACAAACAACAACCUGGACUUGAAGAAGAAAAGGCUAGCGCGUGUCAGGGAGUUGGACGAGGAGAUGGUGAACGAGGAGAGGCGUCAGCGUCCUCGACUUGAUGAAGCGGGUCGUUAG